Molecule: messenger RNA, 3353 nt
Organism: Hordeum vulgare subsp. vulgare (domesticated barley)
Lineage: Eukaryota; Viridiplantae; Streptophyta; Magnoliopsida; Poales; Poaceae
Product: exonuclease 1
Exons: 14
Coding region: 48-2768 (906 amino acids)
Molecular function (GO): DNA binding; 5'-flap endonuclease activity; metal ion binding
Source: RefSeq, a predicted model, not a curated record
AGCGAGACCGGGAGGGACAGAGGAGCGGAGCAGCGGCGGCGGCGGCGAUGGGGAUCCAGGGUUUGCUGCCGCAACUCAAGUCGAUAAUGGCGCCCAUCAGGAUGGAGGACCUGAGGGGGCAAACGGUCGCCGUCGACACCUACUCCUGGCUCCACAAGGGCGCCCUCUCCUGCGGCGACCGCCUCUGCAAGGGCAUCCCCACCACCAGGCACAUUGAGUACUGCAUGCAUAGGGUUAACUUGUUGCGGCACCAUGGCGUGAAGCCAAUUCUUGUAUUUGAUGGAGGCUUUCUGCCAAUGAAGAGCGAACAAGAGGUCAAACGUGCAAGGUCACGAAAGGAAAAUCUUGAGCGUGCCAGGGAACAUGAAGCAGCUGGGAAUUCCCGUGCUGCUUUCGACUGCUAUCAGAAAGCUGUUGACAUUACACCUAAAAUUGCUUUGGAACUGAUCCAGGUACUGAAGCAAGAAAAGGUUGAUUAUAUUGUUGCGCCUUACGAAGCAGAUGCACAAAUGACAUUCUUAUCUGUCAACAAACUUGUUGACGCUGUGAUUACCGAGGAUUCAGAUUUAAUACCAUUUGGCUGUUCUAGAAUUAUUUUCAAGAUGGACAAAUUUGGGCAAGGUGUUGAAUUCCAGAUAACACGAUUAGAACGAAACAGGGAGCUGGACUUAAAUGGAUUCACGAAACAGAUGUUACUAGAGAUGUGUAUUUUAAGUGGCUGUGACUAUCUUCCAUCGUUGCCGGGAAUGGGUGUCAAACGUGCUCAUGCACUCAUCCAAAAACUUAAGAGUCAUGAGAAGGUAAUCAAGCACCUGAGGUACAGUGCUGUUUCUGUUCCACCUCAAUAUGAAGAGAAUUUCAAGAAGGCAAUAUGGGCAUUUCAGUUCCAAAGGGUCUAUGAUCCUGCGACAGAAGAUAUUGUGCAUUUGUCUGGCAUUCCUAGCGACCUCAGCGAAGACGACUUUCUGGGCCCAUGGUUACCACAGGCUGUUGUCAAAGGUAUUGCUCUAGGGGAAAUCGAUCCACUUACAAAGGAACCGUUUGAGGCCAGCACUCCUUGCAGUGCACCUGCUGCUGAUAAAGGUUAUCCGGUCAAGGAGUCUAUUAUUCCUUCAAAUGGAAAGAAGAGGCUAGAAUUGCCUGUACAGAAAAACAUAUUGACAAAUUACUUCUGCUUAACAUCGCUUGAGGCAAAACGGAAGUUCAGGGCACCUAAGGUUAUACCCAAGCAACAAACAUUGCAUGAAUCUUCUUUGCCGAGCCCUCAGACUGAAGACUCUGCUACCCCUGAUUCAGGGGCACCUAAGGCAAAACUGAAGUUCAGGGCACCUAAGGUUACACCCAAGCAACAAAUGUUGCAUGAAUCUUCUUUGCCGAGCCCUCAGACUGAAGACUCUGGUACCCCUGAUUCAGUUGAAGACACUAGCUCGCCAAUGAAAAAUAUUCAAUUCUCUCAGUAUAGUUCUGAUCAUUUUAGCUCUGAACCUCCUCGAGAUGAUUCAGUUGAUGCUUCUCAACGUAGUACUGAGCAUUAUGGUCGUGCCUUCCCCUGGGACGAUUCAGAUAGUGUUUCACCCCACUGUACUUCUCGUGAUAUUGGCAGUGGUCCUCCUCCUAGGGACCAACACAUUGAAGAUACAGAGGUUGAGGUCAGUUAUUGCAACACAAGUGCAGUGCCAAUAAGUCCUUGCUUAGAGAGGAUGUCACCUGGGAUAGCAGAUCCAUCAUUAGUUUCUCACAACACGGAGCCAUCUAUACCAAUGCCACAUUAUGCUGAAAGCAAUGUGGCUCCUACUAGCAGAAAUAUUACUGCAAGGAGUUCAUACUUCAAGAAAGACAAGAGAGUUUUCACAAAUCAAGUAGAAGAGCAGUUAGAUGAUGAUGAUGAUAACACUGAGGCUGGUACUUCCACUCUUUCUGGAGUUCAACCGAGGAACCCUGGAGGUGUCCUGAAGAGAAGAAAACUUUGGGAUCCCCAAAAUUUUGAAGACGAAACAUUGCUGCCAACUAGUUCACAUGACAGUCCAGCAGUUGAUGAAGGCUGUGGUACUGAUUCCCUUGAUGACAUCGACACAACUUCUGAAGGAAGAUUCGGAUGCAAUGUUUCCCAUGUGAAUACUUACAGUGGCAUUGCGGAGAAAUCGAUGGAUAAGUUUGCUGCACUGAUAUCGUCUUUCAGAUACGCAGGCUCCCGUGCCAGUGGCCUUCGUGCUCCUUUAAAGGAUGUGAAGAAUACCCUUUCUGUAAGAUCUAUUCUCAGACCCUCGGAACAGAACCUCCGGUGUACAGCUAAGAAGACCGCGAGAGGUCAUCGUUCAGAAUGCAGAUCCAGAAGUGAUGCCCCAAAUAGUGCCGACGGUCCUCCUGAUCCGAGGGCGUUUGCACACAGCCCUGUUUUCCUUCCUGAUCUGGGGAAGAUCACCGAUAAAGAUGUAGAUCCUGCUACCAGCCCUCCUGAUCUGCGUACAUUUGGGCAUGCACCGGCAAGAUCCACUACUGGUAGUUGUCCUGAUCAAAGCAAGAACACUCGUAAAACAGUGGGCACUGCUGUCAGUCCUCUUGAUCUGAGCACAUUUGCAUACCGACCCACGACUACUGCUAGUCGCUCUGAGCGGAGCAAAUUGUCUCCUACAGCUAUAAGAACUGCUGACAGUCCUCCUGAUCUGAGCGCAUUUGCAUAUAAACCCAUGAAACCUUUGGAUGGGAGCAGGUUUGCAGGGACAACAUUAGCGGCUUCUAGACGAAAUUCUCGGGGCCGAUUCACAUAGAACUGCCGAUUAAUCUGUUAGCCUUUCUGAUAUGGCGUGUUUGCUGUUGCACCAAAAGCUUCUGCCAGCCUUCAUGCUCUGACCUGAGCAAACUUAGAUCUAGCAGCAAAUGCUGUCAAAUGGUGUCCUUGGCCACCCAUGGACCUGCAGCCCCGAUGAACCCCUGAUCUAAGUGCACCCCUUUUGCCGCCAACAGAAUGGAAGCUUGAAAGAAGAUGGCAGUCGGUACCUGUAGAGGCCUGGUACCUGACUUCAUUUUUAUCUCAUGCAAAUGCAAGCUGAAGCAUGUAUGGUCUGAGGGUAGGUAGCUGGCAGCAGGGGCUAAUAGCUUCAGUUUCAGUCUUUCAGAUACCACCGUGUGUGGUGUGCAAACCUAGCACAUGCCCCUUUUUGUUCUUUCCUGGAUACUGUUGUCAUUUGAGCAUUAGUACAGGUGCUACCUUCUGUCAAUUCCCAAUCAAGAUGAAUUAAGGAAUUGUACAAUAUGUUGUAUUGUGGUUUGUGGAUUCCUAUAGUUUGUUGUUGGGUAUAGUAAUGAUCUUGAAUGUACUAUUUAUGUAUUGAUUGGACCGGGUUUUUGGCUCU